This is a messenger RNA of Daldinia vernicosa, 816 nucleotides long. Its product is annotated as alpha/beta-hydrolase. The transcript is spliced from 5 exons. Bases 1 to 816 code for a protein of 271 amino acids. Gene Ontology annotation, molecular function: hydrolase activity. The record is from RefSeq and is a predicted model, not a curated record. Lineage: Eukaryota; Fungi; Ascomycota; Sordariomycetes; Xylariales; Hypoxylaceae.
AUGUCUACAUGUUACUGUUUCAAGGGAGCAGCUGGUGAUCCCGCCUAUGAGCCGAAGGGUUCUUUCUCAACUCUUGCUGGAUUGCCUAUAUACAGAUCAACGCCUCAGAAUAGGGAUACAAACUCCCGUCGCGAUACCAUCCUUUACCUACCUGAUGGAUUUGGUCUGGCCAAACAUAACCAGAGACUUGCUGAUAAAUACGCCCAAUACGGUUAUGAGACGGUGAUUGUGGAUUACUUUGAAGGUGACGCGUUGCCCGAUACCUUCAUGCUGUAUACGCCAGGGACGGACCUCGACGCAUACGGUAAUCUGACAUUAGAACAAAAGGAAACUAUUCGCAAGAUUGAUAUGCCAAGUUGGCUAAAGCGGCACACUCCAGAACACAUAUCCUCGCUUGUAGCCAAAUUCUUUCCUGAGUUUUGCAGCACCGUGGCAAAAGAGAACCGGGGAUCUGAAGCAAGAAUCCAUAUACUUGGUCACUGCUUUGGUGGCAAGCAUGCUUUCAAGCUGGCGCAGAUCGACCACGAGAACGUCGGAUCUAUACUUAUUUUUCAUCCGUCGUUCCUCGAACCUUCGGACCUCAAGGGCCUUAAGAAGCCGGUCCUUGUAGGCUGUGCAGAAACAGACGUAUUUACACCAGACCUCAUCCAGACGAUGUUGAACCACCUCCCAGGAUGCGGGGCGAUGUGGAAGUUCCUCGUUUACGGAGGGACGCAGCACGGGUUCGCGACCAGACCGGACUUGGGGAAUGAAUUGACGGCCAAAAUGUUCCAACAGGCAUUUGAUGACGGGUUGCAGUGGCUCAAGACUAAUUGA